Molecule: messenger RNA, 884 nt
Organism: Zychaea mexicana
Lineage: Eukaryota; Fungi; Mucoromycota; Mucoromycetes; Mucorales; Lichtheimiaceae
Product: UPF0468 protein CG5343-like protein
Exons: 4
Coding region: 31-696 (221 amino acids)
Biological process (GO): cilium assembly; regulation of cilium beat frequency involved in ciliary motility; positive regulation of cell motility
Cellular component (GO): ciliary basal body; motile cilium
Source: RefSeq, a predicted model, not a curated record
CACGAAUGUUUUUCGUCCAGCAUCCUCCACAUGUUUAAAAACACUUUCCAGUCUGGCUUUCUCUCUAUAUUCUACAGUCUUGGCAACGAGCCGUUACAGUUAUGGCACACACAACUGCCAACACAAUCAGUAACUAGCAACACCAAAAAAAGUGAUAAGAGUGGCGACAGCGGCGACGAUAGUAAUAACGAUCUUGAAGAUAAUCAACACGAAUCACAUAUUCUAUGUGUCGACGACGAUCUAAUCAGUUCCAAAGUGAUUGAAUUACUCUCACCCAACUUGUCCGAGACGUACAUUACGUGUCCAGCGAUAAUGGAUCGUACACUGGGGAUCAAACUACCCUUUAUUGUACUGAUUGCAAAGAAUAUUGGCAAAUAUUUCUCAUUUGAAGUCCAAGUUUUGGACGACAAGGGCGAAACGCGACGGUUCCGUGCAUCCAAUUAUCAAGUGGCGACGCGUGUCAAGCCGUAUAUCACCACAAUGCCCAUGCGGCUCGAUCCUGGCUGGAACCAGAUUGUGUUUAAUCUUGCGGAUUAUGUCAAGCGUGCGUAUGGUACAAAUUACGUUGAAACCACACGCGUUACAGUGCAUGCCAAUUGUCGUCUGCGACGGAUUUAUUUUACGGAUCGAUUGUAUGCCGAAGAGGAAUUACCUGCAGAGUUCAAGCUGUUCUUGCCGAUCCAACGAACAGGAUAGAUACCCCUAUCCCUCUCUUGUUCAUUUUCCCUCCUUACACACCCUUGAUAACAAAAUCUUUUCUUCUUCAUUGUUUAUAUUAGAAACAUAAAAGGGUUAUUCUCAAAAAGUACGGACAAUGCAAAGUGUGGUUUUUCGAGUUAUCCCGAGGAAGAUGAAUAUAUAUUUUUAAACUUUAAGAUUGAGCU